AGAAACAGCUUAGUGGUUUUUGCUUCUCUAAGAAAACCACUUUUAGUAUUCCAUAUAAAGCAUAAGAUAUUAUAGCCUUCUUUCUUCUACAGAAGAAGACCUUCUUCUCAGCCUUAGUUUCUACUCCAACUUACAGCUUAAAUCAAAGAAAUUGAUUAAGAUUGAGAAGGAAAAAAGAAAUGGGGAGGGGAAAGAUUGUGAUUCGCAGAAUCGACAAUUCGACGAGCAGGCAAGUGACUUUCUCGAAAAGAAGAAGUGGGUUGCUUAAGAAAGCUAGGGAGCUUUCAAUCCUUUGCGAUGCAGAAGUUGGAGUAAUCAUCUUCUCCAGCACUGGGAAGCUUUACGAUUAUGCAAGCUCUAGUAUGAACUCUGUUAUUGAACGCUACAACAAGCUGAAAGAGGAACAAAAUCAACUGAUGAAUCCUGCUUCAGAAAUCAAGUUUUGGCAAAGGGAGGCUACAAGCUUGAGGAAGGAAUUGCAAUACUUGCAAGAAUGCCAUAGGCAAUUGAUGGGAGAAGAACUUUCUGGUCUGAGUGUCAAAGAUCUACAAAAUUUAGAAAACCAACUGGAGAUGAGCCUGAAAGGUGUUCGGAUGAAAAAGGACCAAGUUUUGACUGAUGAAAUCAAGGAACUGAACAGAAAGGGUAAUCUCACUUAUCAAGAAAAUCUAAAAUUGCACAAGAAAUUUGACAUUCUCUGUCAAGAGAAUGCAGAAUUACGUAAGAAGGCUAGUGGAGAAAGGGAUGCAAGUGAAGCAAACAAGAGUUCCCACCCACCAUACACUUUAAGCAAUGGGUACGACUUGCACGCCCCAAUCCAUCUCCAGCUGAGCCAGCCACAGCCUCAUACUAAUGAACCACCACCAAAAUCAAUGAAACUUGGACUACAACUGCAAUAACAAAGCAGUUGUCAACUGUGAACACAAUCGCCCUGGUAACUUGCUUCACAGUUGAAAAAGCCAAACCUCUACAUGAUGAGAUCAUGUAUGCUAGCUCUUAGCAGUACCUUCCAGCAGCAGGACAAUCAAAUUUGGUAUGAUACACUAUGUAAAAUAGGCUUUAGAAAUUGUUGUAAAAUUAUUGGCCAGACCUCCUAUCAGCAAAAAUUGCAAUAAUGAAAAAGCUUGAUAAAGCCAGGUGUUACUCUAGCUGUCUUGAAAUUUAUUGUGAUCAAUGAAACGUAACUGCUUGGUGGAAUUGUGGUAAUUAAAUCCAUUUUUUGGAAAUUUUAAGCAUUUUAAACAUUCCUGUUUGAUUAUCAA
Manihot esculenta (cassava) is the source of this 1262-nucleotide messenger RNA. RefSeq names its product MADS-box transcription factor 23. NCBI's taxonomy places the organism in Eukaryota, Viridiplantae, Streptophyta, Magnoliopsida, Malpighiales, Euphorbiaceae. Gene Ontology annotation, molecular function: RNA polymerase II cis-regulatory region sequence-specific DNA binding; DNA-binding transcription factor activity, RNA polymerase II-specific; protein dimerization activity. The transcript is spliced from 9 exons. Gene Ontology annotation, biological process: positive regulation of transcription by RNA polymerase II. Bases 180 to 899 code for a protein of 239 amino acids. Gene Ontology annotation, cellular component: nucleus. The record is from RefSeq and is a predicted model, not a curated record.